This is a messenger RNA of Neofelis nebulosa (Clouded leopard), 1331 nucleotides long. It is a transcript of the gene GOLGA7B, whose product is annotated as golgin A7 family member B. NCBI's taxonomy places the organism in Eukaryota, Metazoa, Chordata, Mammalia, Carnivora, Felidae. Gene Ontology annotation, biological process: peptidyl-L-cysteine S-palmitoylation; protein targeting to membrane. The transcript is spliced from 6 exons. Bases 617 to 1162 code for a protein of 181 amino acids. Gene Ontology annotation, cellular component: palmitoyltransferase complex. The record is from RefSeq and is a predicted model, not a curated record.
GGCCGGGCGGGAGCGAAGCCUCUGGCCGCGGGCGGGGCUCCUCUCCGGCGGGCGGGCGCCGGAGUCUGGGGGCCGCGCUUCCCCCUCCCGGUCCGCGGAGGCGCCUGGCCCCUCCUCCCCCUGCCGCCCCCACCCCCGCCGCCGCUGUCAAAGAUAAACCGGGCCGUUGCUUGCAGGAGCAGCGGCAGCCGGCGAUCGGGCGGUGAAGAGCCUCGGGCGCGGCCUCGCCUCCCCGGCCCGGCGCCCGCAUCAGCACCGCGGAUAGCACAGCGGCGGUCGCCAGUACCUAGGCGCCCUCCGGCCCACCAACUAGCCGGGCCCGCGGCGUCCGCAUCAGCACCGCGGACAGUGCCCCGGGCCCCGUCUCGUCGCGGUUAGCCCACCCGCUCCCCGAGUCAGCACCGCGGACAGCCCCCCUUCUCCGGCCUCCCAGCAGGCUCGGAGCGGUCGGCGCCCCUGGAACAUGGCCACUGAGCUGGGAUGCAAGCCAGGGGGAACAGCACAGGCUUUUGAAUGACUCUCUGCAUUGCAUCGGGGCGUCCUGGUGAGCAGGGUGACAUCAACACCAAGUGUCACCAUUGCAAUUCUGCUGUUGUGGCCACCACAGAACAAGAUAAUGCAACUGGAAUGCAAGACGUAUUCAAGAGACUAUGGCUCAAAAGAGGCAGGGCAAGGACUAGAGACUGAGUCUUCUGCCUCCCUGGUCCAUAAUCUGCAGGAGCUGCGGCGAAGUGCCUCAUUGGCCACCAAGGUCUUUAUCCAAAGAGACUACAGUGAUGGGACCAUCUGUCAGUUCCAGACCAAAUUCCCCCCGGAGCUGGACAGCCGGAUUGAGCGGCAGCUCUUUGAGGAGACCGUGAAGACCCUCAACAGCUUCUACGCGGAGGCGGAGAAGAUCGGGGGCAGCUCCUACCUUGAGGGCUGCCUGGCCUGUGCCACGGCCUACUUCAUCUUCCUCUGCAUGGAGACCCACUACGAGAAGGUUCUCAAGAAGAUCUCCCGCUACAUCCAGGAGCAGAACGAGAAGAUCUUUGCCCCUCGAGGCCUCCUGCUCACUGACCCCGUGGAGCGCGGGAUGCGGGUCGUAUCCUUCCUGGCUGUUCUGUGCAAGGGCCCAGAGCUGCCAACUGGUGGGUUCCUUGGUGAAGACACCCAGAAAUAGGGACCACCCUAGGGGCCUCUGCUCAGGGAUUUUCCCAGGAUUCCCCACAUCACUGGUCGUCAGCUCUCCUCCCCCACUAUAAGUUAUCAAUGCCUUUUGUGAAUUUCAGGGUUUGCUUUUACUGGGCUGCAUUUCUUCAGCGCUUAAUACAUGCCAGGUAUCAUAUUAA